Molecule: messenger RNA, 1047 nt
Organism: Uncinocarpus reesii 1704
Lineage: Eukaryota; Fungi; Ascomycota; Eurotiomycetes; Onygenales; Onygenaceae
Exons: 7
Coding region: 1-1047 (348 amino acids)
Molecular function (GO): zinc ion binding; oxidoreductase activity
Source: RefSeq, a predicted model, not a curated record
AUGACUUCCGCACUCCCCAAGACUAUGAAGGCCCUCCAAUAUUCCAAGCCGGAGGAAUAUGCCCUUGUCAACAUCCCAUUGCCACAGCUCCGCGAGAAUGAUGUAUUGAUCAAAGUCAAAGCCUGCGGUGUUUGCGGUACUGACUUGCAUAUCCACGAAGGCGAAUUCCUUGCCAAGUUCCCUCUUGUUCCUGGUCAUGAAACUGUUGGCGUUGUUGCUGCCACUGGACCAAAAGUCAAGGGCUUUACAGUCGGUGACAGAGUAGUUGCUGAUAAUUCCGAGCUCUGCGGAGAAUGCUUCUACUGCCGAAGAGGCGACGAAUUGCUCUGUGAGCAUUUCGAGGCCCACGGUGUCACCAUGAAUGGUGGCUUUGCUGAGUACUGCGCCUAUCCAGCUGGCCGUGUUUUCAAGAUCCAGAACCUUUCAGAUGUCGAUGCCACUCUUUUGGAGCCCGCUUCUUGCGCUGCUCACGGUCUGGACAAGAUCUCCCCUAAGAUGGGAUCCACAGUCCUCAUGUUUGGUGCCGGCCCAACUGGUCUCGUUCUUGCUCAAAUGCUCCGCCUCAACGGUGGCUGCAGAGUUGUCAUUGCCGCUCCUGAAGGUCUGAAGAUGGAUCUCGCCAAAUCUCUUGAUGCCGCCGAUGAAUACAUUCCUCUCUCCCGAAAAGACCCCAGCGCUCAAUUCGAAGCGCUCAAGGCUGCCAACCCAUACGGUUUCGACAUCGUCGUCGAGGCCACCGGUAGCGUGAAGAUCUUGGAGGAUGCCAUCAACUAUGUCCGUCGCGGCGGCAAGUUGGUCGUCUAUGGUGUUUAUGCCAACAAGGACAGAGUCACGUGGCCACCGUCGAAGAUCUUCGGCGACGAGAUCACCAUCCUUGGCAGCUUCAGCGAGACCUACAAGUUCCCCGCUGCCAUCGAUUACCUCGACUCUGGCAAGGUCAGAGUCAACGGAAUCGUCAACAAAACCUUCAAACUUGAGCAGUGGGCCGAAUGCCUGGAGUCGAUGAGAAACAAGUCGGCUAUCAAGGCUGCUAUCACCUUUGACUAG